AUGUUCGACGGUCUUAUAAUCUCUCUUUUACUGCUGUCCAGUGUCUGGGUGCCGCAAGUCAUUUCCCAGUCAACUGUCCCGCCCAAUUCUGUGUUUGUAGAUCCAACUACAUUUGCCGUCCUGGGAGCCAAUGCCACGUUCCGUGAAAAUGCAUUCAGCGCCGACGAAUUCUUCAAUCCCACCAACUCAAGCCCUCCAUUUUUUCAGAUAUUCGAUGCUUCAUUCAUCGAUGUUCUAGGUGAAUCGCCUGCCAUUUAUGAAGUCGCGUCGAAUUCCACAUUUGCUUUUGCUCAUGAGGCACCUAUAUAUGUUCCCGAGACGGACGAGGUUUUCUUCGCUAGUAAUGCUGGAGGCGACCUUGGAAUGAGCGAUUGGGACCAUAAUAAUGUCAUUUCAAAGAUUAGCAUGACACAGGUUGAGGCGGCGAUUGAUGCUGCCAAUGCAUCUGGGUCGGUCAACGUUCCGUACACAACUUUCAUUCUCGCAGAAACAGUCCAAAUGGCGAAUGGCGGAACGGGGCCGUACAAUGGCUCACUCCUGGUUGUUACUUCAGGUCGCGCAUAUUCUCCUCCCUCGAUUGUACUCAUUGAUCCUUAUCCACCAUACGAUACCACUGUUCUCUUGGACAACUUCUUCGGCCGGCAAUUUAAUUCUCUCAAUGAUAUAAAGGUUCAUCCCCUGAGCAGAAACAUGUUCUUCACGGAUCCGGCAUAUGGAUGGUUGGGCCAUUUCCGACCCCUUCCACUAAUGCCGGCGCAAAUUUAUCGCUUUGAUCCCCUUACGGGCUCAGUUCGCGUUGUAGCUGAUGGGAUAGGAUUGCCGAAUGGUAUUGCAUUCUCACCCAACGGCUCAACGUGUUACAUCGGCGACACUUCAAGUCAGGGGGGGUUCUUGGGAGUCAACCAAACCCUUCCCUCUACAAUCUACGCGUUUGACGUUGACGCUGAAACCGAAGCAUUGAAAAAUCGCAGAGUGUUCGCGUAUGUCGACACAGGAAUCGCAGACGGCAUCAACGUUGACACUCAAGGUAAUGUCUAUGCCUCCGCUGGGGACGGGGUACAUGUUUGGAACAAUAAAGGAACGCUCAUCGGGAAAAUUUAUCUGGGGACGGGAUCUGCAAAUCUAGUGUUCGCGGGACCUGGACGGCUUCUUGUUCUGUCAGACACGAAAAUAUCUCUGGUCAGAAUAGCGGCUGAGGGCAUGUCUCUUUAAACAUGGUGAUACGAAGCCUACCAUCCUGAACUAUAAAUGAGUCUUUGCAGUUCAAGGAAUCAAGCGAUCAGGAUCUUAGAGAUGAGUCUAUCAAAUUGAGCCUUUGUUCUAGCCCUGUGUACAGGAGCAAGUAAAUGUACUGGACAACCACUUCCUUAAUUCAGACCACUGAUUGUGAAGUCUUCCCGGCGUUCUUUACAUCCGUGGCAAUGUUGGUGUUAAGUUUCGUCCUGAGGGAUGGUCAGCUUGCCUC
Messenger RNA from Desarmillaria tabescens, 1465 nucleotides. RefSeq names its product calcium-dependent phosphotriesterase. The record is from RefSeq and is a predicted model, not a curated record. The coding region runs from base 1 to 1212 and encodes 403 amino acids. Lineage: Eukaryota; Fungi; Basidiomycota; Agaricomycetes; Agaricales; Physalacriaceae. The transcript has 9 exons.